Molecule: messenger RNA, 1566 nt
Organism: Brassica napus (rape)
Lineage: Eukaryota; Viridiplantae; Streptophyta; Magnoliopsida; Brassicales; Brassicaceae
Exons: 2
Coding region: 1-1566 (521 amino acids)
Source: RefSeq, a predicted model, not a curated record
AUGGAAGUGUUUGCACAGCUCCUGAACAAGAACUUUCUAAAUGGUGACAUUGACUACCAUCCAUCAGCGAAUGAUCCGGCUAUCUCUCAUCUAGCAUUUGCGGACGACAUAAUGCUUUUCUUUGAUGGAGAACAGAGCUCUCUUCAGCAAAUAGCAGCAACCCUCCAGAGCUUUGCUUCUUGGUCGGGUUUACAUAUGAAUAGGGCCAAAACUGAACUGUAUCUGGCGGGGUUGAGCCAGACGGAAACCGCAGAUUUGGCAAGUCUUGGCUUCUCUCUGGGAUCACUUCCUGUCCGCUAUCUUGGUCUCCCUCUAAUGCAUCGCAAGCUCCGCAUCUGCGACUACAGGCCACUUAUGGACCAGCUUAAAAGGCGCUUCUCCUCCUGGACCUCCUGUGCUCUUUCCUUCGCAGGGAGACGCCAAUUACUUAACACUGUCAUUGCUGGUACCCUAAACUUCUGGUUUUCAUCCUUUGUUCUUCCAAAGGGCUGUAUUAAGUCUAUUGAAUCCUUAUGUUCUCGGUUCCUCUGGAAUGGAAACAUCACUAGUAAAGCGGCAGAAAAGGUUUCUUGGAAUGUGGUAUGUCUCCCUCGUUCUGAAGGUGGUCUAGGACUUCGAAACCUCAGCAUAUGGAACAAAACUCUUUCGCUUAAGCUGGUCUGGCUUCUUCACAGUGAGUCUGAGUCACUCUGGGCCUCAUCGACUAAACACCACCGACUUAAAAGACUCAGCAUUUGGAGCUUAGAUGAAAAGAAGCAGGGGUCUUGGAUCUGGAAAUCUAUUUUGAAGCUCAGGCCACUUACUGAAAAUUUCAUAAGGUGUGAAGUUGGUAAUGGGGAACAAGCCAGUUUCUGGUUUGAUUUUUGGCUACCGAUAGGCCCUUUGAUCAACUUGCUGGCAAGGUCUCCGCAGGCAGAGCAGCUCCAUAUCAUCUUGUGCUCCGUCCAGCCUCCUUCACUAUCAUCGGUGCGAGACUGCUACAACUGGUACGUUGAUGACCUCUAUUUAGACUCUUUCAACACUGCUAGAACUUGGGAAUCUGUUAGAGAUAGGUCCAGUACUGUUGAUUGGGAAUCAGUGGUUUGGUUUGGUGGCCACGUUCCAAGACAUGCCUUCCACAUGUGGGUUACUCACUUGGAUAGGUUGCCAACAAUAUCUCGCAUUGCAGCUUGGGACCAUAACGUUGAGAAUUCUUGUCUCCUCUGCAACGCGCCGGACGAAAACAGAGACCAUCUUUUCCUCCGCUGCAGGUUUAGUGAGCGUCUUUGGAAAAUGAUCAUUCGAAGGCUUGGCUAUCAACCCUUCUUAUUCCACACUUGGACAUCGCUUAUAGAAUGGCUUCGCAUGAAGGAUUAUACUUGCCCUCAGACUCUGCAUAAGCUGGCUGCUCAUGCAGUCAUCUAUCACUUGUGGCUUGAGAGAAACAACCAUUUGCACAAUGCAGUCUUCUCAUCUACAGACCGCAUCUUCAAGAACAUAGAUCGUCAUAUCAGAAACACGAUCCUGGCAAGAAGGGGGAGGAAGAAGUUUCACUCUCUUAUGUGCACUGGGCUGAGAUUCUCUUAG